Molecule: messenger RNA, 7538 nt
Organism: Amoebophrya sp. A25
Lineage: Eukaryota; Dinophyceae; Syndiniales; Amoebophryaceae
Source: the annotation of a GenBank genome assembly
GGCAGGUGUUUUAUCUAGGCAGAAAAAAGAGACCGAAGUUUUUCCUCGACAAAAUGACAAGGAAAAAGUACUCAAUCGAAAAUUAAAAUGAAAAAAGUAGAAAAAACGCCUUCGCGUGAUACUUGCAGGUAUAGGUAAAUCACUCAGACAUAAAAAAUAUCUAUCGAACAGAGGCAAGAGAAAACAUGGCAUCUUGAAGAUCAUAUUUGAGAAUACAGACAAACGCCGGAGAACUGCUUGUCGAAACUAGGGAGCAGACCGUAAUCGACAGGCAGUAACGGUUGGGACCCGUAGGAAAGAGUGGGAAAGGCAAUUCUACCACAGUAUGCGAUCACGUUGAAGGCAACAACAUGGCAACAGCAGAGCGUUUCUCCCUCGAUUUCGCGGACUCGCUGACCGCAGCAUACGAUAGCUCGACGCUUUCAGCGAUAGUCCAGAUCUUUCGGCUUGCUUUAUCGGACGACGCGAGUCUAAGCACCGCUUCGACAAGAUGUUGCGCGGAGCAAUCUUUACUUAAGACGGCGGUUUUUCAUUCAACAGUGGCUGGUGAUGAUAAAGCAUGUAGUCGUUCGACUAAAAGAAAGCCAGGUUGAAGCAUGGCCAAGAGCUUGAAGCAUGGCGAAGAGCACACAUGAUAUCAAGAUUACUAAACUUCAAAGGCACAUCCGUGCAGCCUCUAAUCACUGGAGGGUUCUCGCGGGCCACCUCAAGCAUCAACCCGAACAGGUCGAGUUCAUUCUGAAAAAUGCGGUUCGUGGCCCAUCAGAUCCGAUAGACUUUCUGUUCUAUUGGAGCGGUAUUUGCUUUUGGUCACGCGGGCGAGGUUUGAUCUAAGUACACGACAAAGCACAACAGCUUCCUCGUUUGGUAUGGUCCUUGAUCUACACGAACGAGGAAGCUGUUGUGCUUUGUGGGUACCAAUCAGAACGCUACUCUAGGAUCACUGGAUCCGUUGAGGCCAGAGCCAGACGACUAGUAGUUGGAGUACAUUUUUACAACAUCCUCCACGCAUUAGCAUUUUUACAAAGUAUAUUAUCCUCCACCAAACAAAACAGCCAUGGACCGUUUCUUCCAGCACAGUACUGGCAACGAAAUCCGCGACGAUAUGGACCAAACCGCGCAACUCGCGGUCCUACGCAACAUCAUUCUCGGCAACUUGAGCCCCUAUGGCACUGUACAGACGGAUUUGAUCCUCCGCAUGUUGAACACGAUAGAAGCGAAAGCGGAUAAGGGGAAGUUAGCGUAUUGAAUUCCUCUGGUCUUUCUUUUUUCUAGUUAGGUCGGCUCCACCACAAUUAUAGAGGAAGUGCUCCUUUUUGUGUGGAAGGUUGGUGGGAUGACGAAGUCCAUCUUGCUUUCGUAGUCGUGGAGGUUUGCUGAUGAAUCACGAGAGACGAAAACGUCUUCAGAUCAUUUGACGAAAACGUUCUCCACAAUAUAGGUAUUGGUCCCGCCUUCGCAAGCGUUUUGAGACGAAGCAAGAGACGGUGAGCAUAUGCGCAGUUGCCUAUCUCAUCGAAGACGAAGUGGGAAGCCUAGUUGACAAGGUACAGUCAAGGAAAGCGUCAAAAACGCAAUCCCGGAAGGGCUCAGCGACAGCCAACUCCUCAAAAUCUACGACAGCUUCGUCCGAAGAUUACCUGAGCAGGGCAAGGAGCAAAGAACUUGGUACUGAAUAGCAUCGUUCACUGCGGUUUUCACGUAGAAUACUUGACUUCUAGAGAUCCUUGAGUAGGCAUAGGCUGUUGUCACCCGAACAACGUGUUCGUUCCUCUUCAGCUUCUAAAACCAACCACUUCAGACACUGCGCUCCAAGAAACCGACCGCCUUGAGAAGCUUCUGCGUACCAAGCAAAGCCAGUUUUUGAGUAAAGAACGCGAAGCCCUGUUGUACUCAGAGCAAAAUAAAGAGCUGCAUGCUGAACUCAGACAGGCUCGAACCGACUUGGAUGAGACUAGGAAAGAGGUGGGAAGGAUUGGGGAAGCGUUGCAGAAGGAGCAGGAUGGUAGUAGAUUAUUCAUAGUGUAGAAGCUAUGCCCACACAUCGUCUUUCUAGAUACUUCAGUUGCUUUGUUUUUCUUUCCCUUGUUUUCUUCAGGUGAAUCAAAUCUCUUUUUUCUUUCAUCUCUCCUUCCCUCAGCUUCCUUCCGCCGCGAGCGUGAGAAUACUGGCUUAAUUGAGAAGCUCCAUGCGAAAUUGGAUGCGUUUAGGCAGUCAGCGGACACCACGAUCAGCCUAGAAGAGGACCUUGCGACCGCGAAGCAACAAACCGAAGCUGCAGAGAGAAAGCUCGAAAAUGCACGAGCUGAGAUUGAGGUAUUUGACUGUAAUGGAAGUUUGUGAUUGAGAUUGUUGUCGAUGGUUUGCUUUUUUUUAUUAUGACAGACUUAGUUUUCAUUUUUGCCGCUAGAAUCCCUGAUCACUGAGCAGAUUUCCACAUGUUUUAUGAGGAAAGCACUACUCCGUUUUGCACAGGACAUUCAACGGCGCACAAUAGAGCGACUUGCCGACAAGGAUGCACUUCUCAGGCGGAUAGAGGAAGAUACAGCCGAAGAGAAAGCCGAGAUUCGACGAAAGGCGACGGCGGAAAACUCUGUCUUCGAGGAGCGACUGAAAUGGCUAGAGCGGACACUAGACGCGAAAGAUGAAGAGCUCUCUAAUGCGGUUGCAGCGCUUGAGGCAGUCCGCGCGAGUUCUUCUGCUACAUCAAGCGAUACUGAGCGGGUAGUAAAACAAGCAAAGGCGGAGCGCGAUGAGGCUAGGGAAGAGGCUUUCACUGCUUUGGAAGAAGCCAAGACUGCGAAAGAAGAAACGAAGAGCGCGAGAGAAGAAGCUAGGGCGGCAAAAGAACAAGCAAAAAGCGCAGCGGAGCAGGCGAACAGAACAUCGGAGCAAGCAAGAAGUGCAUUGGACAACGUCAAAAAGGCGCAAGAACAGGUGGCGACGCUGAAGAAGGCCUUUUCAUCGGCACAAGAGGAUGCCGAGAUCGCCAGAGCAGAGGCGAAGCUUUCUAGAGAAGAAGCAGCCGACUUCAAGAGCGAGUUACAGACAGCAACUAAAGAUCGUGAAGCACUCACUACAGCAAUGCAAGCUUUGCAGCAGAGUUCGGAGGCCGAUUCACGAAAGACGGCACAGAGGGUGGGUGAGCUUCAAGGGGAAUUGCAGACAGCGAGGAGGGAUUUGCAGUUACGAAGAAAAACCUCAACCUUUCUACUUAACACAUGUUGUACAUGAUGAUGAUGAUCUGUGGUUAUUUGUUGCUCUAUGAACUGCUUUGCUCUCGCCCAAAUGUUACUAUUUCUAUCUCUUGUUCACUUCUCUAAUCACCGAACGCGAAACCGAACUAGAAGCUGUCACCUCUGCUUUUCAGCGUGAGAAAGAGGCAAAAUUUCAGCAGGAGACGUCGAUGGAGUUGGAACUACAUGCCGCAAAAGCCGACAUAGUUCGCCAGCGAGAUAAGAUCAGCACCCUCCACGAAACUAUAGCUAACCUUGAAGCAGCACAACAAAAGCAGAAUGACCAAUUGAGCUCUGAUCUCGAUGCGCAGAGUAGGCAGCAAGAAGCGCAGAUAUCACGGUUGCGGACCGAGCUAGCCAAGAGUCGCACCGCGGUUGAGGAGAGUGAGGACUCAAUACGGAAACUAGAGUCAGAUAAAAGGCGUCUGGAGAGCGACGUACAAAGAUUUCAGACGCAAGCGGCGGAAAUGUGUAAGGGGUUGGAGAAGUUAAAGGCAGAAACGACGGAGACGAUAGAGUUAAGAGGGAAAAGGAAUCGGUUUUGUAAUGAGUAUUGCUUUGUCCACCUUGUAGUAUACUUCUGUGAUUCUUCCUUUUAACAUUUUUCUAAUCCCAGCCGAAAAAACAAAACUAGACGCAGAAAAGUCUCGCUACGAAGCAGAGCGUGGACGGUACGAAGCAGAGAGGAGUGAAAGGGCCCGCGAUCUCGGGGCAUUCAAAAUGCAGAUGGCGGAUCUACAGGCUGUGCAUGCUACUGAAAUUUAAGGCCCUUCUUAUGUCUAUUGUGACAUCUUGCGCAUGUGUUGGGGGGUGUAAUAUCCUGAAAUAACCACUCAACAGAGGCCACUGUUCUUGGCACCUAGAUUGUGUUUGACAACGCGUCUACCCUCCAACAGCUCUUCUAACCCUCACAGUCCUGGAGAUCGAGAUACGAAGAACUUACGGCUGAAGCGACACAAGCGUCUGCGUCGCUAAGAACUCUUGAGACGCAAGUGCAAAAACUGCAGUCGCAGUUGCAAGGGGAGAUGGCUGAUCGCAGUGACUUGCAAUCCAGACUAGAGAAAGCUUUAUUGCAGACUGAGAGCUACAAAGAGACCAGUGCGGAACUAGCAACUAUCAAUUCAGAGAUGCUAGCAAAGCUCGAAGCGCAAGGCAAGGAGAGGCAAGAGGCAGUUACGAGCGAGAAGCACGAAGCUAACGAACGAGUUGCCAGUGCGGUACAGGCCCUGGCGGAAAGUGAGGACGCACUGGCCGAGAGUAGAAAAAAAGCCGAGGAAACUGAGAGGCGACUGAGGACUGAACUAGAGUCCGCUAGGCAAAGUCUGGAACAACAAGUGGCUGAGGCCAGACGGCAAACCGAGCAGGCCCAAGCAGACAAGAAGCAGAAAGAUGGGGAAGUGAAGCAAAUAGCAACACAAUUAGCGGAUGCUCACAGGCGAUUGGAACGGAGCAGUGAAGAAGCAGCGCUAAGUCUGGAAGAGCUGAGGAGAGGGAAACAGUUGGAGUUAAGGCAUUGACUUUACCCCGAAUACAUUUCUACAUCGCCAUUGUUAUCCCCUCCAAAUUCUAAUUCCAAUCGAGGACAUGAAGAGGUGCAACGAGAGUCUGCAUCAGCAAGUGGCUGAGGCCACCAAGAUACGCCAAAUGAAGGAGGCUCACAUAGAUUCGCUGCUGCAGCAACUAGAAGAUACAGUCCCGCGAUCAGCCGCAGCACUAGAUGAAGCGGCUACAACGUUGCAAACCGCAGCCCACGAACAGCAUGCUAGACAGCGGGAAAGGGAGCGAGCGGACCACGAAGCCGAAGUCAGCGACUUGAGGAGUAAACUGCAACAGAAGAUGGACACCGAGUUAAUAGCGCAUCAGGCUGCGAUCAAACGUCUAGAGGCCCUGGUGGACGAUGUGAAACAGGAGGGCGCAGACGCUGUGGCUGCACAGAUAUGGAAGAAUCUUCACUAAGAUUUUCGACUACCUCACUAUCACUUUUACUUAACAGGGAUAUGGUUUUGUUUUCUUUUCGUGUAUGUGACAGCAGAUGGACCUAUUGCUUGCUUGAGUCUCCCAAUUGUCACAGUCUUUAUGACCCUAGUUCCGUUCAUCCAAAAAAUUGGAAACAACAAAGAUGCGGGAAGAAGUGGCACGCGCAGAAAAAGAGCUAUCGGAAAUGAGCAGUGAGCGUACACAGUUAAAAAGCCGACUAGAAUCCUUGCAAGAGCAGCUUGCUUUGUUAAGACUGAGACACCGACUGGUUAAAAUCAACUGGUGGAAGAGAAUUGUCCACACAGGAGUUGAAGACGUGAGUAAGUCUAAGUCUCGUAAAUCUCGUAACUGACACCUCUAACUUCAGGCGCAUCCGAAGAAACAAGAACUUCUUCCUCUUCCUCCACGGCAAUCAAAAAGUCUGAGGAAUAUGCCGCCAACAUGGAGAAGACCAUCAAAGGUCUUGAGCAACGCCUAGCAGAUGCUGACAAACAGCUUAGGCUAUCGGGAGAGCAAGCAGAACUGCACAAGUUCGAUGCGAAAGAGAAUGUCUUGUUGAAGAAAAAACUGAGACAUCGAGAGGAAGAGAUUGCUACACUGAAGAGAAUAGCCGAACAAGAGGCUGCCUUGCAUGAUAUUGACCUGCAGAGCCGUCGAGAGGAAUUCGCGAGAAUGAUGCCGAAAGCAACGCCUAGUGUUAACGCCUACAACCCUGCGGAGUACAAUGGGGCAGGUUUUGGUGGUCCUAUGGCUUGUGAAGAACAAUUUAGAUGUAGAUGUAGACUAUACUUCUCCUUCACUGAUGGUGCUGUUCGAAAGUUUGAGCCUCUGCAUUUUUCUUCCUAUCAAGGCAUUGUAUAUUCUGAUUUUCCUCUGAGCAUCUUCAUGUUCGCCCUCUAAAAAAGCACCCCGGCGUCAUCCCAUGGGCGACGACGAGCUGGACCAGAGCUCUAUCCAGCACAUAGACCAAAGCAGAAGCUACAUCAACGAGGAGCGUUAUGGCUAUUGUUAUUGCUGUUCUUGUUAUUUCUCUCCCCCUCUGCUCUCGUUGAAACAUGUGAUGUAAUUCUAAUCUUAUAGAUACUACUGUAGUAUCCAACUUAAUACCUGAAGUUGAACCCCUCUAACACCCAGACCUCCUCGACGGUAAGUCCGUGACGAGCGUGGCCACGUCUGUACCUAGCGACGCACACAUGGGUUUCCUGUUUGACAGCACUGGAGGGAUAGUUCCACCAUCCUCGGUUGUGGCGAGCUCUGCGUCGUCUGCAGUGUCCGCUUCUAGAACUGCAGGAAAACAUCAUCAACAAGCUCCUCACGAGGUUACAAGACCUCAACAAGCUCCACCGGAAGCACAACAUCAAAAUCUAGCGCUCAACAUUAGUUCCGGAAGCAAGGCUUUGAUGCCGUCACCGGCUAUGACAGAGCUGGAGCGUGCGAAACACAAAGAAGAGAAACGGCGUCGUAAAGAAAGAAAGGAAAGGAAACGAGCGGAGCAAGCGGCUGGCGGCGAUCCAAGACGAGGUAUGGAUGAAAGGAAUACUCACUAGAAUUCAACAGUAGUAGGUAGUCAUUGUAGGUGUAUUUCUCUGGUGAAAACCAAAAGAUGCUGGUCUCUAAUCAAGGAGGACAGGGAAAUCAGGAUCAAUGCGCAACGCAAUAGGGUUUUCGCGGUGAGGAUCGUGUAAGCAGAAGACUCGCCGGUGAAGAAGAAUAACACAACGCGUCCGCAUAUUGAUUUUUAGGUAUCCCCGUCAAGUCUAGUGCAGAGGUGAGUACAACAAGUCCUCUGGAAACAAACACAUAAAAUGUACUAGUACUGCUUCAAUACGAGUAAAAAUACCACUAUUGAUUUCAAGUUCAAACACCAACAAAUUAUCAAGAUCAACCUUCUUUUUCGAUUUACUUUAAACCAAAAACACUAUCUAAACCAAAACGACCAUAGUACAAGUUACAGUGAACAGUUCCAAGAAUAGCCGCAAGGCAGAUAGAAAGAAUCUUUGAAGAAAGUAUAGAUUUUUACAAUUUAGACGUUUCUUUCCUGCAUAUCUUCAACUUUUUCUUCGAUCUGAAUAGGGACUUCUAGAUGAACUACAGUCAUUUUGAUUUUGUUAUAUGUCAUCGAUCACCAGACCAGAUGACAUAAAACGCGCAACCGCUGUUUCCAUUACUGGUGUAUGCUCAUGUUUUUCACUCAUAAAAACGCACAAGCUACUUCACAGCCGAUGGAUAUACUCAGACACAACAUGAGUGCGAUUCAUGGGAAAAGCACCUGAAAAAUGUCUUCAGUGGGGAGGUGGCACCGUGAAGUAUUGCAAAUACUAGGAG